Messenger RNA from Penicillium malachiteum, 1452 nucleotides. Its product is annotated as DNA replication factor Cdt1 C-terminal domain-containing protein. The transcript has a single exon. NCBI's taxonomy places the organism in Eukaryota, Fungi, Ascomycota, Eurotiomycetes, Eurotiales, Aspergillaceae. Bases 1 to 1452 code for a protein of 483 amino acids. The record is from RefSeq and is a predicted model, not a curated record.
AUGCCGCGUCUCACAAGGUCCAGCUGCCUUCCUCAAAAUCAACCCGCCAUUCAGAUCUUCACAACGGCAACCAAGGCCGGCAUUACACCGCAAUUGCCCGGAAAGAGGACUGUCGCAUCUUUGCCCGUUUCACCCUCGAAAAAGCGAAAGCUGCAGGAACUUCAGAAUGUGGAAAGUCCGGGUCGUCAACCUACAGAGGAGGAAGCCGAGACUCCCUCGAAGACUUUGAAAAUUAGCCAAUUGUCUGUUUCUUCUCCACGAAGUGGUCACUUUGCAACUCCAAAGCGAACUCCCAGUCGCCGAUCGCGUGUUGCAACUAUCGCCGAGAGCCCCUCAACUCCCAAUACCCCUUCGAAGCAGCGCACUAUCAAUUUUGAAAAACCCGUUCUCAUUCUCAAAGAACCCGUUCUCGCGCCCCGAGUCUCUUGUGUUUCUGAUUUCCUGGAACUCCACACUGCAUUCGUUCAAGCCCUCGCCAUUCAUGCCGCGCACAAUGGUCCUAUCACCCCUGCCGAUUUCCGAGAAUUCCUCCCCAGUGUCACCCGGAUCUGGAAGAAGCGCAAGGUUCAGCCCAAGGAUAUUCAACGUUUGGUCUGGGUCUGGGAUCACACCUUGAAUGCCAAGGACGUGUGCUACCGCCUCGCCAACUAUGGACUCGGCAAAGUGUGUCUCGAACGAACUGUGAAAAUCGACGAAACCGCCUCAGGCUUGCAAGAUGCGUUUGAGCAGGCCUUUGAUUUACUUUGGGAGCAAACAGAGGAAUCUCUGAACCAAAUUAACGAAGAGGAGCGUCCUGCUAUGUUCAUCGAAACUCUGGGUCUCGCCUGUAUCCACGAAUCACUUACUCCUUUCACCGCGUUCCAGAAGGGCCAGCAGCGUCUGCAAGAUCUCAGAAGUGGUGUCAUUCGCAUGAAGACCGAAGCCUUGCGCGCAGAGGGUACCCUUACCAACUCCAAGCCUUCGAUUCCCACCAACAACCGUCGCCAGGGUCUACUGGAACGUCUUAAGAGCAAGGAACUCCGCCAGUCCAAGCUCCCGCCUCCACUCUCAAAGAAAGAAAUGGUCCGUCGCUCUGCAGCUGAUCGUGCGGAGGAAAUUGUUAGUAUCUUGGCACUCCUCCGCCCCGCUGGCUACGUCGGAACUGGUAUCAAAGCUAUGCUUGCGAACCAACGCACACCCUUCAAGCUUGAGACCAUCGUCGAACAUGUGCGCCAUUCUUCCCGCAGCCCUAUUCCCGUGGAUGAGGUUGAGGCUUGCCUUGAGAUCCUGGUAGAUGCCCGUGUUGCUGGUCAUUGGGUUAAUAUUGUGACUGUGAAUGGGAUGAAAUCUGUCGUGUUGAAGUCUUGCAAGGAUAUUGCGCCCAAGGAGAUUGUCGCCAAGGUGGCUGUGUUGAAAGCUGAGUGGGAGAACAAGACAACCUCUUGUGUGUCUGCCCCUAUUUUGAGCAUUUGA